Messenger RNA from Coregonus sp. 'balchen', 4760 nucleotides. Lineage: Eukaryota; Metazoa; Chordata; Actinopteri; Salmoniformes; Salmonidae. The record is from the annotation of a GenBank genome assembly.
UGUGAGUAAACUGCGAUUCGUCCCAUGGAAACGAGGGAAGCUGUUUAACGUGAAACGUUGGAUACAUUGUAGCGAUCGUGGUUUAUCGAUCCAUGGCCAAAUCAUGUCGUUGCUACAAUGUUAAUCUCAAAACGGACACAUCUAAUCAGGUGCAUAUGUCGUAAUCACUCGCCUGCUUGUUUUGUACGCGACUGCAAAGCAGAUAUAUUCUUGCUAGCAGCCCAACGUAAAUUUAGGUCACUGUAUUUUUUAAAAACUGCUUAGGACUACUUACGAUGAACAUAGCCUUGCUUUGUUGUAAAAAAAAAUAUGUUUCAUUACUGCAUGUAUUUUUCUAUUUCAUAUGAUCAACAAUGACAACGCAGGUGUUUUGCAAAUAUCAAAUUGUUGAAAAUUAUUCAUCUGAAUGUUUUUCGAACAAGCUGAUAGAUGUAGAGAAUGUGGAAUCGUGGAGGCAGGAGUUCAGCUCUGGAAAGAGCACAGGCACAGCUCUCAGAGAGGAGAAUUACCAAAAGCUCUGCUGACUCAAAAGAUAACCCAGAGCGUUAUGUGGCUAAAGGAAGAGUUAAAACCCAUGGAGAUCCAGUAAGUUAAAGUUAAUUUAUUUUAUACUCUACACCCAAUGCUUGUUCAUUAGCUAAGCUACCCCAAACUGCAAGAAUGUUGAGUGCAAUGUAUUCACGGAAUUUGCAUUUCUAUUGCAGUUAUCUCCCCAGGGAUAUAUGGAUACCAUUGCCAAUAGGAGAAACACCUCACAAGCCAGACAAACCCCAUUCCAGGACCUGAGCGACCUAUCGUUAUCCUUAGAGGACUCAGUGAGUAAACAACAUCCCAAUGAGAUCACCAACAAAAAGCUGGGGAGGGACGACCCACCAGCAGAGAGCUUUGGAGCAGGUUGGGGGAGCAGGUUCCUCAAGAAAGCCCCUCCACCUGCUGCAGUUACCAGCCAACCUCCAGCCCUGAGCAGGACCCAGACACAGCCGGUCGAGGCCAAAUAUGUGACCACAUACCAGAGGAGCUCACAGAGCGCAGCCCUGAGCCGACUGGCCCUCAUAGAGAACCGCAUCCGAAACCGGCAACAGGCCAGGGAUGGACCAGCGCUGUCUGCUGAUAGGAGUACACCACCAGCCACCCAGGAGAGGGAGACGCCCCUGUCUUCCCAGUCCAGCAGUGACCUCAGCAUGAAGGGGAAACGCUUCCUGAAGAAGACAGCGAAUUCAUCACCUACACCUGCUGUAGCGCCCAAGGAGAAAGGCCCGGAUCUGGAUCCCAUGCCAUUGGGUGGUUCCAAAGCCCCUAUUCCUCCAAUCAGGGUGGCCAGUCGAGGUGUGACUCUGGACAGUGAUGAGGAGGAUAUGAGGAAGCUCCUGGGAGGCUCUUUUGAGUCAUCAGAGGAUAGCCUGCACAAAGAAGCAAGAGUGUCCUCACAGACAACAACUAGAAAGGUAGCUCACUGCCUUACUAAGAGUGAUAUUAUUAGGUAUUAAUAGCAAUUUAGUACCAGCAAUGUGCAAUCUAACCACCAUCUCUCCUUUUGCUUAUAUUCCACAGUCCUUCGUCAAAAGAAGCCAAAAGGUUUCACCCUCACCUCCACUGGCAGACUGGCCAUCCUCAGUCAGAGCACUGUCCCGCUCCCCACCCUUUCCUCAACGACUCGGGUCCCCCAGGUGCUUCUCCAGCCGAACCCUGGCCCAGCACAGCCCUUCUCUCUCCAUCCGCAGUGCCUCAGUGGUCCUCUCGCCAUCGCCCUCUCCACCCAACGCUCCCUCCCCAGGCAGACAGGGCUCCCCCCAGUCCAGACACCUCAGGCGCUCCCGGUCCUCAGUGUCAGCCCUCAGCGAGGUGCGCUCCCUGGAGGAGCUCUUCCCUGAGGCCCUGGGCUCCCUGGCGGAGCUCUACCCUGAGGACCUGCCCUCUGACGAUGCCACCAGUGAGAAAAGUGGGGUCUCUGAUGGUAAGAUGUCAUGCAUUAAAUAUCUGUAGUCUGAGUUAUAGUGAAAAGCAAUAUAGAAAUGUGAAAUGUGCUUUUCUAUAGUGUUUUGAGUGUGAAGGCUAAACAGUGAUGCAGAGAGCUUUAAUAUAAUUUACAAAUUCAGUUGAUUAAUUAAGUCAUGUUUUCUCUGCAGAAUUCAAGAUUAACAUUAUGUCACUGGACGACCUGGCACCGGUCGUCACGCUUGGAAUGUAUGAGAACAAAAAAAAAAAAAAAGUUAGUAAUAAUGACAGCCAGUGGUACCAUUAGGUUCUUUCUGGAUAUGUUUUACAUUGCUGAUGAGGUUUUGUUUUCCAGAAAGAAACCAAAGCGGUCAAGCACAAGGACCCUGCUGCUAGAUCAUUUAUCGAGGAAGUUUCUGGUGAGGAGCAGAUCCCAUCAGAGGAGCCCAGGGAGGACUAUGAGAGUGACUUUGAGAGUGAGAUUAGGACUGAGACAGACAGGAGUAGGGUGAGUGAGAUCUCCAAGUACCUGGGAGACGGGGACAAGGACGUGUCGGAGGUCAGCGAGGUCAGGGACUGCAUCGUCUCUGACACAUCCCGGCAAGACAAGUACUCCAGUGUCUCGGAGGGGGACAGUCACGUCACCCACACAGACUACAGUAGAACCGCUGAUUCAUUCAGUGGCAGAAGCAGCAGUGGUUCCUAUUCCAGAUCAUCAUCUCGCUCCCACUCUAUGGCUGACACUAUCACGCCGUCUAGCGUGUCGAAAAGACGAUCACCCAGCAGAAGGAGCGUGAGAGAGGCUGCGGUGCAGACCCAACCAGACGGACUGGCCUACACCUGGUCCUCCGGUUUGUCCACUAACUAACUACAGUACAUUUGCAACAGCAAAAACAAUAUUGGCAUUUUAGUCAGUGUAAUGUAGUAAUGGCUACUUGUCUGUCAUACCUCUCCUUACAUAACACUGUCAUUCCCGUCUGUUUGUGUAGGUAUGGCCACCCUGGGGCCAGCGGUGGGGAUGGCCUACGUGGAUCCAACCCCUGUUGCAAGUCACACCGUCAGCGCAGAGGCCGUGGAGGGUAUGUCAUUACAGCCACGGUUCAGUGACAACAAUUCACUUAUUUUUUUAUAAAAUGCCUCAGUUGAGCCUCAAUCGCUACAUCGCAACUCAUGCUAGUUGAUGCACUGUUUCACCCACCUCAUUUUCACCGUAAUGCCUGAAGCAUAAUCUCUUAUCUAAACAGGAAAGGCUCAGGUUUUCAUCCUUCUGACCACACCUCUAUUGUGUCUACCUCCUCCCCAGCCCUCAGUGCGUACAGCCCUGCUGUGUUUGCCCUUAACGACAUGCUGAGGCAGCAGCUGGCCCUCACCAAACACUUUGUCCAGACCAGCCGCCACCUCCAUUCCUCCUUGCUGCAGUCUCUGGGCCCUGCAGACUACACCUACACUACUCUGGAGGACACCAAGGAGGUAGGCUACUCUAAUGCCCAAUCCCAACUUUAAUUGCAACACACUUGCGUAGUACUGAAGGUGUAAUUGAUAGUGAAACACCCCACCUUGACACCUAUCCUCUUAUGAGGGGCUCUCAACCUUUGUCAAAUAUUUGCUUUGGACCCUUGCCAGAAGAUAGCGACCCUACCCUUUACGCUUGUUUAAACUGAGCUGCACUGAUGGUUACAUUAAGACAGGGUUUCCCAAACUCUGUCCUGGGCACAGGAAGUUGGUGGCACCUUAAUUGGGGAGGACGGGCUCAUGGUAAUGUCUGGACUGGAAUAGGUGGAAUUGUGUCAAAUACAUCCAACACAUGGUUUCUAUGUGUUUGGUGACAUUCCAUUUACUCCGUUUCGGCCAUUAUUAGCCGUCCUCCCCUCAGCAGGCUCCUGUGGUCUUGGGCCCCCCCCCAGGUGCACGUUUUGGUUUUUACCCUAGCACUACACAGCUGAUUCAAAUAAUCAAAGCUUGAUGAUGAGUUGGUUAUUUGGUUUUAAAACGUGCACCCAGGGGUGGGCCCCAGGACCGAGUUUGGGAAACCCUGCAUUAAGACACCGUUGAGAGCCGGUGUGAGAUAUGGGUCGGAAAACAUACUGCAAUGCGAUAUGCCACUGUACUCCAAAUUUUAACUUUACCUUUAUCCACACUGAUACAUCAAAGAUUUCUCUAAAAACUGCCCUUUUCGUACUCAUGCUAGCUAGCAGUAGCCACCGCAGCCAUUUUGUAAUGGCAGUGUCAGCCAAUCAGCUCCUUUGUUGUUGAACGCGACAUGCCAUUCCAUAAUGGCUGCUGUGGCUACUGGUAACUAGCACGAGGACAAAAAGGGCAGUUUUCCAGGAAAACGAACAGUAUUUCAAUCUUCGAUGGAGCAGUGUGGAUAAAAGUAAAAUUUGGAGUACAGUGGCAUAUCCCAUCCCUGCAUUGAGGUACGUUUUCCGACCCAUAUCUCGCGCCGGCUCCACGGUGUCUUAAUGAUUGAUUUCCGACCUGUGUAAACAAGCGUAACGGUAGGGUCGCUAUCUUCUGGCAACUGUGGACCCUAAUUGUUUUCACACUUACUCUGUGCAUUUGUAGUCAUGAUCCAAGACAAAGAUUUACAUUUUCAGAUUUGUUCUACUUUUCCUGAAUUGUAGUGGGAUUCAAUCAACCUGUGCUAUCUGUGUUAUAGUUCAUUCGCUGUCACAAGCCUCCCCAGCUGACCAUGGAAGAGGCCUUGGAGGAGGUUCUUCAAGAAAUGAGAGAGUACCACUACAUCUGACUACCAGGAACUGCUCGGACUGCACAUGGUGCUAUUAAAAUAUUUUAUACUAGAGAUUAUUUUUUCUUAAAAAAAC